GUCUCGAUUGAUUAUUGAACGAUAUGCGAUCGAUCAACGACACGUCCGCUCAAACAGUUUCGUACGACAUCGAGGAAGAGGACGAAGUGACCGAGGAAAUCGACGAUGAAUUCGAAGAGGAAGGCGGAAGAACGGCUGUUGUGCAGGCGGUGCCGGCGGUGGAUGACGAAGAAAGCGAGGCGUACGGAAUGGAAGACGUGAACUACAAAAUCGACGAUAGGAAAGAGAAAUUGACGACUUACUGUAUCGCCUUUCACGCCGUCAUCGUCUUCGUGCUGUUGGUGCUGCUGUUGUACCCGUUCCUUUUCCGACCGAACAUCAGGUAUAUUAUUGUCAACGUUACUGUUCUUGUUGAAAGCGCCACCAGCUCGCUUAAGGAGAUUAAUAGCAUUACACCCGAAACUUAGUAUUGAGGGGCUUUAAUGUAGCAGUAGUAUUUUAAGAUUUAAUUGGAUGUGGACAAAUCAAAUGCAGGGUUUUAUUAACAUUUAUUUAUUUUAUGCAUUACACUUUGUAUUCCAUCAAAAAUGAUACGUACAAUAAUUGUUAAAAUCUAAUUUUAAAUAUAUAUAAUACACAAUUAACAUAUUAGUUCUAUUAAUCAUUUCCUAAUCUACGUUUCAC
Messenger RNA from Phyllotreta striolata, 624 nucleotides. NCBI's taxonomy places the organism in Eukaryota, Metazoa, Arthropoda, Insecta, Coleoptera, Chrysomelidae. The record is from the annotation of a GenBank genome assembly.